AUGUCGUUAAAAAAAAUUACUCAAAGAGUUUUAAGACCUAGAAAUACUUCUGAUGCAAUUGAUUCUACAAGUGAAACAGACAAAAUUGCUAUUCAUUUAGUUGCUAAAGAUGCAAACUCACAAUCUGCAUCAACUCAACAAAAACAAAAGAAUGUAAAUGUUAGAGUUAUUGCAUCAGGAUCACGAUCUAUAAAUAAUAUUGACAAAUCUUGUGAUCCUUUAUGUAUAUAA
Funneliformis mosseae is the source of this 231-nucleotide messenger RNA. NCBI's taxonomy places the organism in Eukaryota, Fungi, Glomeromycota, Glomeromycetes, Glomerales, Glomeraceae. The record is from the annotation of a GenBank genome assembly.